This is a messenger RNA of Cydia pomonella (codling moth), 877 nucleotides long. RefSeq lists its product as uncharacterized. Bases 184 to 669 code for a protein of 161 amino acids. NCBI's taxonomy places the organism in Eukaryota, Metazoa, Arthropoda, Insecta, Lepidoptera, Tortricidae. The record is from RefSeq and is a predicted model, not a curated record. The transcript is spliced from 3 exons.
AGUGAGAUGAGAUUCACAAUGCCCAUACCUCUCUUUUGGACGUAGUUUAAGGACGUACCCGGGUCCAACAUGUAUAGUCGUUAGAUUUGAAGCUGGCCUUUUUAUGCACGUACGGUUUUACCUAACAAUAGACAAAGAAUUAGCCGCUCGGGGCCAGCUACAAAUCUAACGACUAUAAUAACUAUGUUUUUUCAGUCAUUCACCCUAGUUACGGACAAGCCAGUCAUAACCUACUCGGAGCCGUCUGUAUUUCCAUUUGUGAACAUAUCCGCAGCACGCUACAGACGGAAUAACGUUCAGUACUUUACUACCGUGCACCUGGAGUUGGCUGUGCCUUUAGACGAUAAUUAUAUUGUCGACAUUUUAUUCUACGAGAACGUGAACAACCAGUACAGACGAAGUUUCAUCGAGUUGCAGUUCAAAUUUUGCACGUUCAUCUUUAAAGACCCUAUCUUCGGAGCCGCCAUCAGAAAGCAGAUGACCAGUGAAAGCUGUCCCAUACCAGCGGGGGCAUAUAACAUGUACAAUAUGACAGCUGCAGCUGACCACCUGCCGAAGUUACCAUUUUCAAAAGGCCGCAUCUACAUGUACCUCAAAACCAAGUCAAAGCCCGUCCUGAAGGGGUACUGUGAUAUGGAGCUGAAGAGAAAGAGACCCCCUAAACAUUAAAACAACGGUGCGUUUCUUCAAAAACAUCCUGCCUCGCACAGCUAUACACUCUGGAAUAUUUAUCACCUGCGGUAUUUCCGGACUGAUACAACCUUCAAACCUUCAACAGUCUACUCCCGUCUUAAAGGCCGACACAGCAACCUUUAUAUUUUUAUAACAUGUUAAUACUUUUUACACAAUUUUGACAAUAAAAUAUUAUCUUAUCUUA